Mesocestoides corti is the source of this 555-nucleotide messenger RNA. The record is from the annotation of a GenBank genome assembly. NCBI's taxonomy places the organism in Eukaryota, Metazoa, Platyhelminthes, Cestoda, Cyclophyllidea, Mesocestoididae.
AUGAGGCACACUCGACCGUCGGCCAGUGAGGACAUGCGCCAGACCACAACAGCGACGCCACCACCGCCCCGCUUUUCCUCCGAGCACCACCCUGGGCGGAAUACGGCUGAGGGCGAUCGAAAUCGGUCGCCCAUUUGUGGCCAAAGCACCCUUGCAACGGUAGAGGAGCAUCACCAGCAGCUCAGGUCAUGGGACUCUACUGCUUCGUCCUCAUCCCUCAACGCCCCUGCCCGCGCAGCCACCUCUACCACCUCUAAGGAUCUCCCUGAAACUAAUCAUUCUACCCCCCCGCCAGCUUCAUCUACGAAGCUGAAGACACUUCACGCAAGUUUUAUCAAGUCCAGAAGCCGUCCAAAGACUGCUGCCAGUGGUGCCGCAGGUCACACCAGUUCCUCCAUAUCCCUGCCGCUGGACACGAGUGGCGAGUCCGUCAAGUGUCCGUCGGACCACGGCAAGGCUGCAGAGGAGAACCGCUCUAGUUCCGGAUGGUUGUUCCAGUCGGUGAAGGGGAGGUGCUCGUCCACGGCUUCCAUUUCUGACAACGAGAAUUCCUAA